ACCAUUUUCCAACUUGAAAAACUUGUGCAAUGGACUCAGAUGCUGUAUGUCAGAUUUGAAAAAAUUAAAAGAAUUAAAACAAAAGAAAUGAUUAAGAAUGUGUCUGUUCUCCGUCUAUGGAUGUUCUUUACUAAAAUUACUUAGAUAUUUCACACAAUGUAAAAUUUGUUUUAAGCAACUGUGUGGAUUUUGAAGAAAAAAAAAUGUCGAUAUUUAAAAAGAAUAGUAGUAUAUCUACUGCUAAUUUGGAAAUAAAUUGUUAUCAGGGCUGAUUUUCCCCAAAGAUGCUUAAUUGAUUUAGUUUAUUUACAGUUUCAGCUUAAUUACUGCAAUGAUUUUACACUAUUAAAUUAUUAGUUUUAUGUAACUAUUUUUAUUCAAAUUGCUAUUUUGUUUAGUUAUGCAAAAACCUUUUCCCAAAAGAAAAUAAAGUUAACAAAGGCAAAUCGUUCAUUAAGAAAAUUAAGUUACAUUUGCAAAAACCAACAGGAAAGUAAUAAACAAGAAGGUACUUCAGAUGAAAUUUAGUAAUACAUUUGAUAAAUCGAUAUUACAUUUACUUUGUUCAGAGCAAAUUAAUUUAAUAAGCAUUUUAAAAAUGAAAUGAAACAAGAAACAGUGUUUGUUUUAAUUUGACCGUGAUUUUUCUAAAUAAAUAUCUUGAAAAAAAAUUUGAUAGAGGAAAAAGAAUAGGUGUUGAGGAAACAAAAACAGAUGAACCACUAAUUAGUUGAAAUAUUAUAUACAGGGUAAGUCUGGUGCGUGGUGCUUUUAUCUUGAAGAUCUUCGCCGGAAAUGCAGCGUAUGACCACUGACGUCUUCACAUGAACCAUUUUUCAGGGUGGAUCGCCAAACAGAGCUGUCUCCCGCCCCUCUUCUGUCAAUUCAUAGUGAUCUGGCAGCUGGAGGUCCAUGCCUCUGUCGGUCGGAGUGAAACCAUCUCCUGCGGUCAACGUUUUGUAAGCUUCAGGGAAGUCGGAGUCUCAUUGGUGAACCGCCGCGGCGCCUGUCGGUGAAGAAAAAACAGCAGAAAUGGAAGAAAAGGCGUUCACGAAAGAACUCGAUCAGUGGAUCGAGCAGCUCAACGAAUGCAAACAGCUAACCGAAGGACAGGUGAAAACGUUGUGUGAAAAGGCAAAGGAGAUUCUAACAAAGGAAUCAAACGUCCAGGAAGUGAGAUGUCCCGUGACGGUAUGUGGUGACGUGCACGGCCAGUUCCACGACCUCAUGGAGCUGUUCAAGAUCGGAGGGAAGUCUCCUGACACAAACUACCUGUUCAUGGGGGACUAUGUGGACAGAGGGUACUACUCCGUGGAAACCGUCACUUUACUUGUAGCACUAAAAGUACGAUUCCGGGAGCGCAUCACAAUCCUCAGAGGGAACCACGAGAGCAGACAGAUCACACAAGUUUACGGCUUCUAUGACGAGUGCUUAAGGAAAUAUGGAAAUGCUAACGUUUGGAAGUACUUCACAGACCUGUUUGAUUACCUCCCCCUCACUGCCCUGGUAGACUCUCAGAUUUUCUGCCUUCAUGGAGGCCUGUCCCCGUCCAUAGAUACAUUGGAUCACAUCAGGGCUUUGGACCGUUUGCAGGAGGUGCCACAUGAGGGUCCCAUGUGCGACCUGCUGUGGUCGGACCCUGACGACCGCGGCGGCUGGGGCAUCUCUCCUCGAGGAGCAGGCUACACUUUUGGUCAGGACAUAUCUGAGACCUUCAACCACGCCAACCGCCUCACACUGGUCUCUCGAGCCCACCAGCUGGUCAUGGAGGGUUACAACUGGUGCCAUGAGAGGAACGUGGUGACGAUAUUCAGCGCUCCUAACUACUGUUAUCGCUGUGGCAACCAGGCAGCUAUUAUGGAACUAGAUGACACCCUCAAAUAUUCCUUCUUGCAGUUUGAUCCUGCGCCUCGCAGAGGGGAACCCCAUGUAACCCGCCGCACCCCGGACUACUUCCUGUAAACUCUAACAUUAGACCCAUGCGUACAGUCCAGGCCUAGAAUGGCAUAUACGGCUGAAAAUAACUCAAAUGUGGAAUGGGAUCCUGGGACACCGCUCGGAGCAUCACAGCAGUGCACAUUGUAUAUCCACACUUAGACCUAUUUAAGCAUUUUUGUGUCUGUGGGUGGACCAAAGGGUGUGUGUUCCAUUACCAUUUUAAUAAUCAGUGCUGACGACUGUACUAAAUAUCCCCUUUCCUCUUUAAGUCAAGUGUAAAUUCCUUCUUUUGUUUGCACGUAGCUGGACUAAUGGCACCAAUCUCCAAGAUUUCAUUUUUGGCACUUUGAGUCACACCAGCUUUGGCUUAUAUUAAGGAAAAAUGCGUACGUUCUGUUUGCACUUUUGUAAAUUUAAAGAAAUGUAAGUUAUAAAAAAAACAUGAAAGAUUCACACUGUUAUGUUUUUUUAAAUAUUGCAAAUCAAUAAAAUUCCCCUAAAUCAAGCUAUACAUAAGGCUUUGUUGUCCUAACUUUUUAGACUGAUAAAUGCAGUUUGGUUUAUAAGAUGCUGGAUGUUCAAUUUCAUUCAUUCAUGAAUUCUAUAUUAUGUAAUAGGAAAUUUCAACAAUAAAGAUUAAGGUGACAUUGA
Molecule: messenger RNA, 2589 nt
Organism: Oryzias latipes (Japanese medaka)
Lineage: Eukaryota; Metazoa; Chordata; Actinopteri; Beloniformes; Adrianichthyidae
Gene: ppp2cab
Product: protein phosphatase 2 catalytic subunit alpha b
Molecular function (GO): protein serine/threonine phosphatase activity
Source: RefSeq, a predicted model, not a curated record